GGCGGGCGCUGAGCAAGCCCGAGACUCUGGAGCCGGCGGCGGUGCUGCGGCUGGGAGGGAGUGCAGCGAGAACAGUGCGGCCGGGUGAGGAUUCCGCGGCCAGACCAGCCGGCUGCGCCGCGGCGACGUUCCCGCGGGCGCUAGGGACCUGCGGAUCGCGGCACAGGAAAACAACUCGCAAGGCAAAAAAGCACAUCUCAUGGAUGGAACAUGGUGAAGUGGUUACGAGAACAGACUUUGGAGCCAGACUGCCUGGGUUUGAAUUGCGCGGUUUCAGAUUUCUGCUUGGCAGAUUAACCAACGGCAGGAGGGGCUGAUUUGUCUACAUUCUGGGUACUGCCCUUGGCAAGCCACCUAUAACAGACCCUGGACCCAAGUCUACCGUACUACCCCUACCCCAGCCCGCCCCAGACAGUAUUCUGGGGUUCACCUGAGGUCAGCAGUGUGAAGAUGACCAGUGCCUUUUUAGCAUGACGACUUUGGACCAUGUGAUUGCCACCCACCAGUCAGAGUGGGUCUCCUUCAGUGAAGAGCCACCCUUUCCCGCCCACUCGCAGGGGGGCACAGAAGAGCACCUCCCAGGAUUGUCAUCUUCCUCAGACCAGUCUGAGAGCUCCUCUGGGGAGAACCAUGUGGUGGAUGGAAGCUCUCAAGACCAUUCCCACUCGGAGCAGGAUGACUCCUCUGAAAAGAUGGGCCUCAUCUCUGAAGCAGCUUCCCCACCUGGGAGCCCUGAGCAGCCCCCACCUGACCUGGCCUCAGCCAUCAGCAACUGGGUUCAGUUUGAAGACGACACACCCUGGGCUAGCACAUCUCCACCUCAUCAGGAAACAGCCGAGACAGCCCUACCAUUGACCAUGCCCUGUUGGACAUGCCCUUCCUUUGACGCCCUGGGGAGAUGCCCUCUGACCUCUGAGAGCAGCUGGACCACCCAUUCUGAAGACACCAGCAGUCCUAGCUUUGGAUGUUCGUAUACAGACCUGCAGCUCAUUAAUGCUGAGGAGCAGACGAGUGGCCGGGCUUCUGGGGCUGACUCGACUGACGAGAGGACCGAGUGGCAGACAGGCAGGCAGACGGCAGUGAGUCCUGUUCAAGCAUGCUCGGAGCAUACCUCCACCCACACCCACCGCCUGGACCCCUCGCCACCCUCUCCCCAGUCCAGGAGGAGCCAGAACCCCUGCGAGGGUCCGGAGGGGGCCUCUGCUCCCAAUGACAAUUCCUCCUCGAUCCAGGAAGAUGAAGAAGUAGAGAUGGAGGCCAUCAGCUGGCAGGCCAGCAGUCCAGCCAUGAAUGGGCACCUUGCCCCUCCAGUGACCUCUGCUCGUUUUCCCAGCUGGGUCACCUUUGAUGACAAUGAAGUCAGCUGCCCUUUACCUCCAAUCACCUCUCCUCUGAAGCCAAAUACACAACCAAUUCCAUCUGUGAUCCCAGAUACAUCUUAUAAUUCAGUAGGAUCAUUUAAAAAGAGGGACCGUCCCAAGAGCACUUUGAUGAACUUCUCCAAAGUUCAGAAGCUGGAUAUUCCCUCUUUAAACCAACCGCCUUCUGUAACCGAGGCUCCACCGUGGAGGCCAACCAACCCUUUCCUGAAUGAGACUCUGCAGGAUGUACAGCCCUCCCCUAUCAACCCUUUCAGUGCGUUCUUUGAGGAGCAGGAAAGGCGCUCCCAAAACAGUUCCAUUUCCAGUACCAAGGGCAAAAGCCAAAGAGAUUCCCUCAUUGUCAUCUAUCAGGAUGCCAUCAGUUUUGAUGAUUCGAGCAAAACCCAGUCACACUCUGACGCUGUUGAAAAACUCAAACAACUCCAAAUUGAUGACCCUGAUCACUUUGGCAGUGCAGCUCUACCUGAUGAUGACCCAGUAGGCUGGAUUGAACUAGAUGCUCACCCGCCUGGAUCAGCACGGUCCCAGCCGAGGGAUGGAUGGCCAAUGAUGCUGAGGAUCCCCGAGAAGAAAAACAUCAUGUCCUCCCGGCACUGGGGACCGAUCUACGUCAAACUGACAGAGAGUGGUUACCUGCAGCUGUAUUAUGAGCAGGGCCUAGAGAAACCAUUCCGCGAGUUCAAGCUGGAGAUGUGUCAUGAGAUUUCAGAACCCCGGCUUCAAAACUAUGAUGAGAAUGGCAGAAUCCACAGCUUGCGGAUAGACCGUGUCACCUAUAAGGAGAAGAAGAAAUACCAGCCCAAACCUGCUGUGGCCCACACAGCAGAGAGGGAACAGGUGAUUAAGCUGGGCACCACCAAUUAUGAUGACUUCCUGAGCUUCAUCCGUGCAGUUCAGGACCGUCUCAUGGAUCUGCCAGUGCUGUCAAUGGACUUGAGCACAGUUGGCCUGAACUACCUUGAAGAGGAAAUCACAGUGGAUGUCAGAGAUGAAUUCUCUGGCAUUGUGAGCAAAGGAGACAACCAGAUUCUCCAGCACCACGUCUUGACGCGGAUCCACAUCCUGAGUUUUCUGUCUGGGCUGGCAGAGUGCCGCCUGGGCCUCAAUGACAUCCUCGUCAAAGGGAAUGAAAUAGUUUUGAGGCAGGACAUCAUGCCCACCACCACUGCAAAGUGGAUCAAGCUCCAUGAGUGCCGCUUCCAUGGGUGUGUGGAUGAGGACGUAUUCCACAACUCACGGGUCAUUCUGUUCAACCCUUUGGAUGCAUGCCGGUUUGAGCUAAUGCGGUUCAGGACAGUGUUUGCCGAGAAGACCUUGCCUUUCACACUCAGGACGGCCGCAAGUGUCAAUGGGGCGGAGGUGGAGGUGCAGAGCUGGCUGAGGAUGUCAACUGGCUUCUCCUCCAAUCGUGACCCCCUCACUCAGGUUCCCUGUGAGAAUGUGAUGAUCUGUUACCCUGUGCCCAGUGAGUGGGUGAAAAACUUCCGCAGGGAAAGUGUCCUGGGGGAAAAGUCUUUGAAAGCCAAAGUGAACCGGGGGGCGAGUUUUGGCUCCACUAGUGUUUCUGGCUCUGAGCCUGUCAUGAGAGUAACUCUGGGAACUGCCAAGUACGAGCAUGCCUUCAACUCCAUUGUGUGGAGGAUAAACCGACUGCCCGACAAAAACUCAGCUUCCGGUCACCCACACUGUUUCUUUUGCCACCUUGAACUUGGUUCUGACCGGGAAGUGCCUUCCAGAUUUGCCAGUCACGUGAAUGUCGAGUUCAGCAUGCCCACAACUUCUGCCUCCAAAGCCACCGUGAGAUCUAUCUCCGUGGAAGACAAGACUGACGUCAGGAAGUGGGUCAAUUAUUCUGCACACUACAGCUACCAGGUGGAAAUUGAGCAAAAAAAGAGUUUGAAGUCAGAGUUUGAAGGAGAUGAAAUGGAAAAUCCCAAAGAGUGUGGAGUGCAGUGACAAAGCCUUGCGGCAAGGAAUCCUGAUCCCAGAGUCAUGAUAAGGUGUCUUCCUGAGUACAUGAAGUUUAAGUCAAUAGCUGCUGUGGCCUCUCCAUGUUGGGAACAGUGGACCAGAUCUUCCUGUUUGCAGUUACUUGUAUUUUACCAGGAAACCCUGAGAAUGGUGGCUUUUGGAGAGGCUCUUUGAUUCUGGUCAUGCCUGAAGCAUGUGGUUCACCUGACUGUUGGAGCUUACUAUAUUAUUAAGCCCUCUUAUGUUGUCUCUGCUAAUCUCGCAGCACUGGUAUGUGGUUUGUUGUGACUGUUAGAGUCAGGAAGAGAACCUCCCACAUCAGUGAUGGCACGAUUCCCUUCUGAUGUUCAUCUGUCUCUCACUUAAGUUUCUGGAAAAGGCAGUCUUGAGAAGUUAAUUAAGAGUCCAUCUCUUUCACUCCAUCUAGAAAAGGUUCAGAAAAUGUGCAAAACAAAUUUCCUCUUUGGGUCUUACUAGACUUUUUGGAGGUGUCUGUCUCCAUUCUUUAGAUGUUAACACUGUGCAACAGAAGUUUCCAGGACAUUUCCUCCUGGCUCUGCAUUGUUUAUAUUAGAACACUUUUUCCAUCUCUCUAGGGUUUCAGUCACAGGAUUUGCUAUCCUGAGUCACAAUAGACAAUGGGAAGAGGCACAAUAGGAGACUUUAAUUCUGUGAAUGGACCCACAUUCUGUAAAAUGGCUGUUGAGGGGAAGGCAAAAUUAAGCUUAGUUUUCUUCUCUCUGGAGAAAAGAGACAUUAAAUGUAAGAUGAUGUUCAGUUCAAGAGGUAGAUUCAAUCUCAGUGAGUUCCCAAAUUCACACUGAAAAAUCGUCCACUUCUGAUUCCUGAAACAAAUAUAUGUAAUACCUCAGGCAUUUGUAAAGGCAUUUGGGAGUUCUUGUUACACCUCAUGACCAAUAGACAGUUGCAUGUCCCUUUAACCCAAACUUUAUAGAAAAUUUAAGCUGCAGUGAUAAUUUUUAAAACUGUUUUGAAAUUAAGCUUGAAUGAGCUUUCCCCCAGAAUUUAGAUUUUGAUCAUCGCAGUAUUGUAAUGGAUUGAGAAAGCAACUCUAGGGUAGAGAUAGGAAAAGCCAUAUUUUUCUAAUGUUGGGAACAUUAAAUCCUGAUUGCAGGAGUCAGGACACUCACGUCAUCUUUUUCUUCAUCUGUUUCUGGGACACUUAAUCUUCUUUUUCUUCAUCUCUUCCUAAUCACCUGUUUCUUAUUUGUGUCUUGGUGUCUCUCCCAUGAAGACUAGAGUCAGGGGACAGAAGACACACUUUAUCACAUUUGUAGAUGAUACAGAAGUGAACAACAUCUCCAGGUUUUGGCUGAUGGAUUCAAGAUUAAUGGAUUCAAUGAGCAAUCAUUGGAUUCUAAGUAUGUAUUGACACUGGGAUAUAGAAAUAGUUACAGUAUUUUGAAAUAUCUAAACAUAGGCCGGGCGCAGUGGCUCACACCUGUAAUCCCAGUACUUUGGGAGGCCAAGGCGGGUGGAUCACGAGGUCAAGAGACCGAGACCAUCCUGGUCAACAAGGUGAAACCCCGUCUCUACUAAAAAUACAAAAAUUAGCUGGGCAUGGUGGUACGCGCCUGUAGUCCCAGCUACUCGGGAGGCUGAGGCAGGAGAAUUGCUUGAACCCAGAAGGCGGAGGUUGCAGUGAGCCGAGAUUGUGCCAUUGCACUCCAGUCUGGGUAACAACAGUGAAACUCCGUCUCAAAAAAAAAAUAUAUCUAAACAUAAGACUGAAACUAAAAGAAUGAUUAAAUAGGCAUUAAUGAGAAACCCUAUAGUGGGGUUUUUUUUUUUAAAUGAAACCCUCUAGUGUGUGUUUGUGGAUGUGUGUUUAUGUGUGUGGUGUCAAUGUGAAGGGUGUUAGGAAGAUCUGGUGUCACAGUAGUUUAUAGAGAAAUAUUUCCUUACAGAAAUGGAGGUUUAAUUUUGAAUAUAUCAUGAAAUAUAUCAGAAAUAUAUCAUGGCUAUUCACAAAGCUAAUGUGUUCAGCUGGUGUUAAUAAAAGCUUUGCUUGCUUUUAUUAACCCUCCAUCUAGUCUACAUCUAAAUGGAGUGUUGGGUUCAUUUAUGGGUAUCAUAGUUUAAGAGAGACAUUAAUAAGUUGAUUGUGUCCAGAGGCAGGUGAACAGGCUUGUAAAGGGUCUGAUUAUACAAGAACAAGGGAAUAGCUUCCCUGAAGGAACAGAAGAUAUAGCUGGAAAGGGAGUGCAGACAGGGAGGGAAUGAUAUCAUAGCUGCCUCAAAAUUUCUGUUGAGCUAUAAAAAGGAAGAGGAAUUAGAUUAUUUUGUGUAGCUUCAAAGGGCAAAAAUAAGAACAAAGUGGAACUCUACAGAUGACAAGUAUUUGCUUCAAUAUAAGGAAGAAUUUUCUAAUAAGGGUUGUUGUAAAGAACAAUAGACUCAAUUUAGUAAAAUUUCCAGUUCCUGUGAAUGCUCAAUCGUUAAAAUAACCACCUAUCCCACAGGCUGUGAAAGGGAAUCUUACAUUGGAUUUAUUUGGUCAAUAUGUCUACCAAGAUUCCUUCUAAAUAUAGGUUUAGUCUCAAUAGUAAUAAGACUCUCUAACUUCAGUUGUCUUUUUCUUCAUAAGUGAUUUUUCAUGCUCUUUAAAAUACAGUGGAGUUCCUUUGAGGAUUUCAACGCAUAUCUCUUCCACUGUUGUACUAAACUUUUGAGAUUGAUUCCUCAUAGAACAUCUAAAUGGAUUGGAGAGUUGGCAAGGGGAAUGUUCAUCCCAGAACCUUCCUUAGUCACUCUGGCUUAGCACUGUGUUAAGAUCUCUGCCUCAUCUGCUGGCAUCACAUGCGGUUUGCUUGUUGGAGCUUAUUUUUCCCCCCAUGGUUAAUUCUCAUUCAUUGCCUGCAUACAUGCACCUGGACUUUUUUUUUUUUUAACCAAGAGUUGGGAAAAAUCCCUUCUAUGCUAUCUAUAUUCUGCAAGCACAUUAUUAUUAUAUUAUAUUAUUAUUAUGUUGAGAUGGAGUUUUGCUCUUGUUGCCCAGGCUGCAGUACAAUGGCAUGAGGUUAGCUCACUGCAACCUCUGCCUCCAGGGUUCAGGCAGUUCUCCUGCCUCAGCCUCCCAAGUAGCUGGGAUUACAGAUGCCCACCUCCAUGCACCGCUAAUUUUUUUAUUUUUAGUAGAAAUAGGGUUUCAUCACAUUGGCCAGGCUGGUCUUGAAUGCCUGACCUCAGGUGAUCCACCUGCCUUGGCUUCCCAAAGUUUUGGGAUUACAGGUGUAAGCCACUGCGCUGGGCCUGCAAAUUAUUAUUAAUUUUUAAAAACCUAACAUCUUAAUUUCAUCAAAUUUGUUUUCCCUCUACUGUUUUUAGGAAACUGAUUAUGAGUAGCAUAUAGGGGUUUGGGGAAUAUAAUACUAUAUAUUUUUAGACAUAAUGAGUAUUUUACUAGGUUUGAAUAACUUCUGUAGAAAACACAAUUGGGCGAAUUACCUAUGUAAUAACCUACACAGAAAACAGUCGGGCAAAUUACCUGUGGAUGCACAGAUUUUACGUUUGCCAUCCUGGACCUGGACUUUAAUUUUGUGUGUGUGUGUGGUCACAAAUAAUCUUUGUUAUCAAUAAUGUGAAAAUAUUAAAAAUGAAUUCAUUUUACCAAUAUAUAGAAUUACUAUUAGAACAUAAAUUGGAUAUCCCAUGGUAUCAAGACCUGUGCUUUCUUUUCAGUCUAGGGCCUGCUUUUUGACAUUGCAGCAAGAAGAUAAGAAAUGUACUCAUUAUGAAAUGUCAGACAAGACAGUUGAGGCACUUUGUGGGGAGACCAUUAGAUCCCCUUGCCUGCUCUUGCAGACAUAGUACUAGUUAUUCCUUAUGAAAAGUUUGCAUUUCAUUUAUAUUAAAUAUUAUCUGGACAGUUUUGUUUUUUCUAUUUAGUUCUUCCUUUAACUGUGCUUUCCUGCCUAUUGGCAGGGUUCAUAAUUCUUGAGAACACUGUUUUAUUUAAAUUUUUUUUUUUUUUUGGAGACGGAGUUUCGCUCUUGUUACCCAGGCUGGAGUGCAAUGGCAUGAUCUCAGCUCACCACAGCCUCCACCUCCUGGGUUCAGGCAAUUCUCCUGCCUCAGCCUCCUGAGUAGCUGGGAUUACAGGCACGCGCCACUAUGCCCAGCUAAUUUUUUUUUGUAUUUUUAGUAGAGACUAGAUCACCAUGUUGAUCAGGAUGGUCUCGAUAUCUUGACCUCGUGAUCCAUCCGCCUCGGCCUCCCAAAGUGCUGGGAUUACAGGCUUGAGCCACCGCGCCCGGCCUAAAAUAUUUUUUAUUUGAAAUGAGACUAAUUUCUAUUCAAAUUGUGACUGGUAAUAAGAGUUUAUUUCCCUAGAAACUUAUGUUUCUGAGAAAUGAGAUCCAUGAAAGCAAGGAAUAUAUAUAAUUUUUUAAUAUUUCCAACAGUUAGCACAAAGCUUGGAAUAUAGCAGGGUUCAGCCACCUUAAAUGCUUGCCGGUAGGGCAAACAUAUACUCAUGAAAUAAAGGAAAAUGAUUAUGUAUUCAAUAAACGUUUGCCAAAAGAAUACUGACCCUGAGACUCUAAGGCUACUUAACCCUUACUUAUCAUCAAAUACUCACAGUUAAAGCCAGCAAGCAUGCUUUUAUUCCCUGAAGGACUUAAAUAAUUUUGCUUUCCUUUUAUUCUUGCCUCCACAGUCAACUCAUAAAACCUGUCAGCACUUAGGCACUUAAUAUGCUGCUGACUUUGAACUACAGUGUGCCUCAUUCACAUUGAAAAACAUUUUUGUGCCCAAAAGCAUAGGAGCAAAGAUGCUGUCCAUAGUCCAGAUUACUGAUUGCUUUGUUCCUGCAAGUCAAACAGAUCUAUGAGCCUGAGCCUUGCCCAUUUCAACGGUCAGUAGGAAAACAAACCAUUUGAUAGAGUGCACAACCAGUGUCAAUGCUAGGUCUUUGCUCUUCCUGGCAUUAACCGCCGACCGUUACUGGGCAUUUAUUUUGUCACCACAGUGAGAUGGACAUCUGACAUAGAAAGGUCGAAAUUUUUAAGAUAAAAUCAUUAUUUCAGAGGUGAUAUAUAUUUCAUAAUAAGUUUAGUAGUGGGAAAACAGAAUGAGCUGAAUUUUUUUCUUAAAAGCCUGGGGAAUAUUAAAUUCAUUUAAGUAGGAAUCAUUGCAAUCCAGCCUACUUACAGAAAUUCUCCCAGUUGGAAUGGUAACUUUAACUCAUCUGAAAAUGAGGAUUACAUGUUAAUUCCAGCAUAUCUAGACCUUGGGUCUGUAAUGUCCAAUCUUUUGGCUUCCCUGGGCCACACAGGAAGAAGAAUAAUUUUCUUGGCCAUACAUAAAAUAAACACUAACAACAGCUGAUGAGCUUUUAAAAAAUGGCCCAAAAAUAGCAUAUAUAUAUAUUUUUUUCUUUCUUUCUUUUCUUUUUGAGACAGAGUUUCACCCUGUCACCUAGGCUGGAAUGCAGUGGCGCAAUCAGCUCACUGCAACCUCCACCUCCCAAGUUCAAGUGACUUUCCUGCCUCAGCCUCCCAAGUAGCUGGGACUACAGGCGUGUACAACCACACCUGGCUAAUUUUUGUAUUUUUAGAAGAGAUGGAAUUUCACUAUGUUGGCCAGCUGGUCUUGAAUGCCUGACCUCAGGUGAGCCACCACACCUGGCCAAAACAGCAUUAUGUUUUAAGAAGUUUAUGAAUUUGUGUUAGACCACAUUCAGAGCCAUCGUGGGCCUUGGGUUGGACAAGCUAGCCUUAAGUCAUGUCAAGAAUGCAAUUUAGGCCAGGCGCAGUGGCUCACACCUAUAAUCCCAGCACUUUGGGAGGCUGAGGUGGGUGGAUCAUGAGGUCAAGAGAUCGAGACCAUCCUGGUCAACAAGGUGAAACCCCGUCUCUACUAAAAAUACAAAAAUUAGCUGGGCAUGGUGGUGCGCGCUACUCGGGAGUAGCUGUAAUCCCAGCUACUCAGGAGGCUGAGGCAGGAGAAUUGCUUGAACCCAGAAGGCAGAGGUUGCGGUGAGCCGAGAUCGUGCCAUUGCACUCCAGUCUGGGUAACAACAGCGAAACUCCGUCUCAAAAAAAAAAAAAAAAAAAAAGAAUGCAAUUUAAAAGGAAUUUCAAACAUAACUAACGAAAAAUUAAAUCUACAGAAAAAUAUCAUUUGGGGCUGGGCACCUUGGCUCACGCCUGUAAUCCCAGCACUUUGGGAGGCCGAGUUAGAUGGAUCACCUGAGGUCAGGAGUUUGAGACCAGCCUGCCCAACAUGGUGAAACCCACUCUCUAAUAAAAGAAAGAAGAAAAAAAAUACUUGGUAAACGCAUUGUCUUGAACACUUCACUACCAAAUCCCAUUAAAACCAUGUCAAUUCUUUACAUAAAAUUAGGGGAUUCUCGCCAAGUUUCUAAAGAUGAUUUUUAAACAUUACCAAUGUUUAAAUGCUAAUUCCAUGAAUCACCAUUUCUUACCUUUUUUUGAGACUGGCUUUAGAUAUCAUGACUCAUAUUUAUGUAUUUAAGGAAUUAAACGUGCAGGAGAUGUAUAAGGCAACCACAAAUGUAGAAAAUAAAUGUAUGUGUUAGUAAUAGUCUCCCAAUUUCCUCUAGUGUGCCGUAGCAAAUCUGCUGGAGAACAUCUUUUUCUUUGUUUUGAGAAUUGAAAAAAAAAUGCCUCUCUCAACUUGGCAAUGCUAAGGCUGUAAAGGCAGAAACUAUCCAUAGUAAUGAGUUUGGUAGUGCUUGGAGAGAGAGGCAAACGAUAAUUGGAUGUAGGAAAAGCUAUAAGAAAACAGACUAAAAAAAAGAAUUUCAAUAUGAAAAAGUAAAUUAUAGAGAGAUGACAAAUCAGCAUUGGGUACCAAGACUCAAAAUACUUUAACUAGAAGCCAUCUCUAAAAGUUAAAAGUAAGAAGCUCUAGGAAAAAUAAAGAUUGCAUAGUAAAAGGGGAUAGAUGACAGAAUUAAUUCAACUCAACAAAUAUUUAUCAAGUGUCUACUCUGGUCAGGUGCUGUGUUAGCAGUCAGCUUCCCUAAAGGGAGGAAAGGCUAGACAUGAGAACACUGAGGAUUGUUUAUAUAAAGUUGCUAAUAGGCGUGCCAUAAUGGAUGGAUUUAAGGGAAAAUUGGGGUUUCUAUGAGUCUUUAAAGGACAUAGCUAUGGAGACAAUCACUUGCUUAAGUAACUUGCUAUUUUCCCAAUUGGGCUUCAGUUUCCUGAAACAAAAAGUGAGGAAGUUAGAUUAAUUGUUUGUUCAAGUCCUUUCUAAUUCUAAAGUUAUGAGUUAUUUUACAAAAUAUCCAUUGGUGCCACCUUUCAGUGACUUCAUAUAUUUGUAAGAACCAAGAAUUUUAAACUAUGAAGAUUAGAAAAAUCAGCUGGUCCAUCUUUUUCCUUUUCAUAUCUUUUUUUUUUUUUUUUUGUCAUUUCCCUAGACAGCAGAAACACAGCCAACCUUCCAAAUCCUCUAUUUUGCAAUUGCCUUCCAAACACAGAUUUAAAAAGAGGAUCAAAGAGGGAUGCUUCUUUGGAAGUUCCACUGCCAUCAUCCAUUAGAGAACAAUGGUAUAAGUGUGAAGAGCUACAGACAGGUCUCCAAAAUGGAUAUUAGGAUUUGGGUACCAUUUGACACAGAAGUAGGUCUAGCCCUCCAAGUACUGAGGAUGCUAGGAUGAUGGUGAUGUGUGUGUGUAUGUGUGUGUGUGUGUGUGUGUGUGUGUGUAUGUCUUAUGUCAUUUUGUAUAAAAUAUUGUGAAAAUUGAAGGAGGACACUCAGUAAACAUCAUCCUGGGACUAUUUGUAAGUUAUAGCAAAACCAGAUGAGAGAAAGGAACAGUCCCCUCUGCAUCCUCACUGUCUCUUAGUCAAUUGUAAUUUAAAAAAAUUUAAAACUAUGUACAAGUUACAAAAUAGCAUCUCCCUUGUGGUAUGUUUGAGUGUGUAAUUUUAGUUUCUUUUCUGGUUGUGCUUGUGGUAGUCAGGUAUGUUGGAUUGAUUCCAACUGGACAGAGUAAGGAAUUCCAGCAUCCUCUUCCUGUUUGCUCCUGUGUUCUCCCUCAGAUCAAACCCUCUGUUCUAGCAGGGGAUGCUGUCUAGUCCCAUACUGUGACUGAAGCCUUAAGUACUGUUGCACCUCCAUGUGCUUUGGAUCAGCAACCCCAGUAGUAUUUUACCAGAGCAGUUCUGGGAAAGCAGAUGUACAGUCAGGUCCCAAGAGCAAACUCUUGGGUGUAAGAGUAAAUAUAGGGGUGGGGAAGGAAAGAGAAGGAUAUGAACUCCUCUAACCUUAAGCCAGCAUUCAUUUAACCUUUAUGUCUGCUUGCCAAGAGAACCUGGAGAAAGCUACCAUAUUCAAUAGAUGAAUCAAAAUCAGUGUUUUAGCCAGGCGGUGACAGAGAAGCAGCAUUUUUCACCCUACAUUCUUGUAAUGUCUAUAAUAAAUGUUAAUGCAUCAGAAUGGAUGAACCCAAGAUCUAGUGAAUGAUUCAGCUGAUCCAAGCCUUGCAUUUUCCAUCAUUUAUCAUCCAUCCUCAUUUAAUGUAACCUCUUGCACUAUUGUGGUUAAUUUUAUGUAAAACCAGUUUAUGUUUUGUUAAAUAUGUGCCUAUGUAAUAAAGUCUACACACUGGCUAUCUCUGUAGAGGUGAGGUUUUGUUUUUAGUUGUUCUACUGAUUAGAUCCUUUUUUGAGCUAUGAAAGUUAUUAAUAAAAAUUUUUGAACAAAGUG
This is a messenger RNA of Callithrix jacchus (white-tufted-ear marmoset), 12056 nucleotides long. It is a transcript of the gene STON2, whose product is annotated as stonin 2. The record is from RefSeq and is a predicted model, not a curated record. Lineage: Eukaryota; Metazoa; Chordata; Mammalia; Primates; Cebidae. Gene Ontology annotation, biological process: regulation of endocytosis; endocytosis.